This is a messenger RNA of Linum trigynum, 1056 nucleotides long. The record is from the annotation of a GenBank genome assembly. NCBI's taxonomy places the organism in Eukaryota, Viridiplantae, Streptophyta, Magnoliopsida, Malpighiales, Linaceae.
UAGAACUGUCGCCCUUUGUAUAACCAGGAGGGAGCUCCAUGUAUAUAACCUCCUUGAGAUCACCAUGGAGAAAGGCGUUUUUCAUAUCCAACUAAAUCAACGACCAAUUCUUCAUAGCUGCGACAGCUAAGAGACUCCAAAUCGUUUGCAUCUUUACAACUGGCGCAAAGGUCUCGGCAUAGUCAAUGCCAUACUCCUGACGAAAUCCUUGCGCCACUAAUCGUGCUUUAAAACGCUCCACAGUACCAUCAGGAUUCAUUUUGAUAGUAACCACCCACCGACAACCAAUAACAGAGAACUCAGGAGAGCAGGGUACCAAAUCCCAUGUAUGAGCGACUUCGAGGGAUUUCGUUUCAAAAUUCAUGGCAUUAUCCCAUUUAGCAUGCUCCUUGGCUUGCUUAUAAGUGGCAGGAACAAAGAAAGUUGGGGUGGAAAAGGUAAUGAAAUCGGAGUGCCGAAGAGGAGGAUGACCUCUAGUGAUCCGAUUGGAUCGUCGCAGCUGAGGAACUUCAGCUUCCACGGGCUGAAGAGAGGCAUGAGAGGAAAUAGGAGGCGAAGAUCCACUAAACUGAGUGGAGUCCGCACUGCUACCUGUGCGAGGAGAGCUACUGCUUGUGCAAGAGGAGGAAGAACCACCUGUACUAGGGGAAGAAGGCGAGGAAGGAGAGGAGUCAGCAUAGGAGGAGUGACCGGAUGGGGAGGAACUCAAGCCGAUGGGUUUGCGGGUGGUGGAUCAUCCAUGGGAGAAGAAACGGGCAGCUCAUGAAGCUUCAAAAAGUCCAAAUCCGGUGGGGCAGAGGUCUCUGAAACUAAAGCCCCAAAAUAUAGCAUGUGUUCAAGAAAAACCACAUGACAAGACACCCGAAUUCGGCGUGCAGUAACAUCAUAACACACAUAACAUUUUUCUAUAUCGGAAUAGCCUAGGAAAAAACAUGUUAUAGAUUUAGGAGUGAGCUUAUUCCUCUCCCGUUGAGUAAGUAGAAUAUAACACACACCCCCAAAAACACGGAGCCAUCCAUAAUCCGGGAGACGAGAGUAUAAAAGUUUAUACGGACU